Molecule: messenger RNA, 852 nt
Organism: Tripterygium wilfordii
Lineage: Eukaryota; Viridiplantae; Streptophyta; Magnoliopsida; Celastrales; Celastraceae
Product: putative gamma-glutamylcyclotransferase At3g02910
Exons: 1
Coding region: 147-737 (196 amino acids)
Molecular function (GO): gamma-glutamylaminecyclotransferase activity
Source: RefSeq, a predicted model, not a curated record
UAGUUUUUAGUUUUUAUCGAAGAUACCCCAUUUUGGUAUUUAAACACCGUAUAUGUAGGUGGUCUCCAAUCAAUAGACAGUUGCAUACGCGCACACGCGUUCUCUCUCCCUCAACAACUCUUCUUCUUCUUCGUCAGAUCCAAAAUAUGGGCAUUGAAAAUGGAGGAUCUGAAUCCGAAGACGCCACAACAACAACAAAAGCUCAGACUCAUCUGGUAUUCACGUACGGGACCUUGAAGCGAGGCUUCUGGAAUCACACGCUUUUACAGGAUCUCAUGCGAACCGGAGACGCCGUCUUCAAGGGCACAUACCGAACCGUAGAGAAAUACCCCCUUGUGUGCGGGCCCUACAAGGUCCCUUUCCUCCUCAAUUUCCCAGGCGUCCCUGGUUCCCGCACUGUCUCCGGGGAGCUCUACGCCGUCUCCGCCCGCGGCUUCUCCCGACUUGAUGAACUCGAGGGCACCACUCGUGGCCACUACGAGCGAUUGCCCAUCGAGGUGAGGCCCACUGGUAAUAAUGACGAUGGAGAGAAUUGUGGGAACGAGAGCGUCUGGGUAGAGGCGUAUUAUGCUCACAGGAGUUACGCGGCGGAGAUAUGGAGGAGGAACGGAAAGAGAGGGCUUGGGGAGUAUUCGGAGAAGGAAGCAAAAGGGUAUGUGAAGAGGAAAGAUAGGCCGCAGCAUUUAAGUUUCCUGGACCAGAUUCAUGUUUUUGUCACAUCUUCUUCUGCUGUUUGAUUAUGAAAUUUUCUGGAUUUUACAAAUAAGUUUUCUGGGUUUUGUUAUGUUCAGUUACUUUUACUUUAUCAUCGAUGUAUGAAAACAAUGAAUAUAUAUAUAUAUAUAUAUAUAU